ACCAAACCCAAAAUUUAACAGUCACGUAAUCAGCACAUUGAACUCUCAACUUCAUCUCUCGACGUCAACUCUCUUCGAUUUUUUCUGGUCUUACGCACACAAGUUUUCAUGGCCCCGGAAAUAGUGGCUGCGGGGACAAUGACGGCUGAUUUGGCCAAGCCGGCGGUGUUGCCGAGCAGAGCUUACGUCACUUUCUUGGCCGGCGACGGAGAUUACGUAAAGGGUGUCGUCGGCCUCGCCAAGGGCCUGCGGAAGGUGAAAUCCCUUUACCCACUCGUGGUGGCGGUGCUGCCCGACGUGCCGGCGGAGCACCGCCGCGUGCUGGAAGAACAGGGCUGCAUCGUCCGGGAGAUCGAGCCCGUAUACCCGCCGGAGAAUCAGACGCAGUUCGCGAUGGCGUAUUACGUCAUCAAUUACUCCAAACUCCGCAUUUGGGAGUUUGUGGAGUAUAGCAAGAUGAUAUACCUGGACGGUGAUAUUCAAGUGUAUGAUAACAUUGAUCACCUGUUUGAUUUGGAGGAUGGACAUUUGUAUGCCGUUAUGGAUUGUUUCUGUGAAAAAACAUGGAGCCACACUCCUCAGUACAAGAUCGGCUACUGCCAGCAAUGUCCGGACAAGGUGAAGUGGCCGGAAAAUCUGGGCCAGCCGCCGGCUCUUUACUUCAAUGCCGGCAUGUUCGUAUUCGAGCCGAGCCUCUUGACAUAUGAGAAUCUCAUGAGCACACUCAGGAUAACUCGACCUACUCCGUUUGCAGAGCAGGAUUUCUUGAAUAUGUUCUUCAGGGACAUUUACAAGCCAAUUCCAAACAUCUACAAUCUUGUUCUUGCCAUGUUAUGGCGCCACCCGGAGAAUGUCGAGCUCAAUCAAGUGAAAGUUGUUCAUUAUUGUGCGGCGGGUUCUAAGCCAUGGAGGUACACUGGGAAGGAGGAGAACAUGCAAAGAUCAGAUAUUAAGAUGCUGGUGAAGAAGUGGUGGGAAAUUUUCAAUGAUGAGUCUUUGAACUAUAAGAAAUCGGUGGCUCAGAAUGAGGGAGCUCUCGAGCCAGGAGUUUUGCAGCCAUUGAUUGUGGCGGCCAUGAAUGAGGCUAAUGCGACUGGAAGGAAUUCUUAUCCCUUCUCCCCAUCACAUUCCCUGUCUCCUUCCUCCCCUAAUCCAACGGCCCCAGAUGGAUCUCAGCCCGAGGUGCAUCCAAACGAAAUUGUUUCAUACUUCAGAGAAUGGUUCGUGUCCCGAAAGAAACCCUUCUUCGACACCGUCUUCGAGAUCCUCCGCACCCAGGAGGAGUCCGCUGCCGACUCAGCCCUUUCCCGAUUGUAUCUCAGGCUAUCGGAAAUCCUAAUUCUCGAUGUGUUGGAUUACGGCAAGAAGAACGUCCUCUCCUGCUUGAAAUUCUUCGAUUGGGCCGGCCGGCAGCCGGGCUUCCACCACACGAGAACCACGUUCGAUGCCAUUUUCCUGAUUAUAUCCAAAGCCAAGAUGAUGAACUUGAUGCUGCAGUUUCUGCAGAACUAUAUGAAGCAGAGGUAUUUUCACAAGAUCAGGCAUUACAACAUACUGGUGAUGGGUUAUGCCGUGGUAGGUAAACCCGAGAUUGCACUCCAGGUGUAUGGCGAAAUGCGGUUCCUAGGCGUGGACCUUGACGAGCUAGCUUACCAUGUGCUCCUGAACUCUUUCAUCGAUCAUUGGUUAUUUUGA
This is a messenger RNA of Striga asiatica, 1695 nucleotides long. The record is from the annotation of a GenBank genome assembly. Lineage: Eukaryota; Viridiplantae; Streptophyta; Magnoliopsida; Lamiales; Orobanchaceae.